UUCAAUCUACAGCCUACGGUCACAUAAAGUCAAUAGCAAAACAAAAUAAAGUUGGGGCAAGUUUUAUAUAAAGUAGUGAAUAAAAAACUAGCCGAGCCAUGUCCGAGCUUAGCAUCAGUGGCAGUCAAGUGCAACUGCAACCGCCGCCGCAAGUGCAGCCGCAAACAGCAUCACCGGUUGUCGAACCCUUUAGAAUAACAACAAAUGCACCACAGAUGAGUGAUGUCAACUUGACACCAGGACGUCGAAAGCUUCAAAAGUGGUUAGGACGCGUCCUUCGCAUUGUGAUAACCGAUGGCCGAGUUUUGGUCGGUUUCUUCAACUGCACGGAUCGGGAUGCUAAUAUUGUCCUCUCCAUGUGCGCCGAGUAUCUGGUGGAGGGUCAAGAACCCCGUUUACUGGGAAACGUGAUGGUGGCCAAGAAGCACAUUGUAUCAUUAAAUAUUGACGAGCCGACGCCGUCAUCGAGUCUGCUUGCUCAGUAAAUAAGGAUUUGCUAAAUGUAUUUAAAUUAAUACUUGUAAACAAGAUCCAUCUUCGGAACAGUGAGCGAGAAAUGUUUGCAUACACAUGAGAUAUUUAUCAUAGUCAUUUCAAAAAACUAAACAUUAUCUUUAUUUGGAACCUUAAUCCAGUUCAAUCGCAUUGCCAACUACUUUCAAAGAAGUAACUGCCUUUUUGUAAAGUAAAAAAUUACAUAUGUAUAAUAUUUAAAUUAUUGUUUAUAUAGACAGCUAUUCGGUAUUUGGUCGGUCAAUAAAUAACUAAUGUUCGAUAGUCAACUAUUAAUCAUAAUUCCAAACACGCCCAGAUAUUUGAAGUAUAACCAAAUCGCGUUGCCAACUAUUUUUGAAAAUAAUGUAACUGACGCUCACGGAAAAGAAAAUAAAUUUCUUAAAUAAUUAAU
Drosophila albomicans is the source of this 907-nucleotide messenger RNA. It is a transcript of the gene Sbat, whose product is annotated as N-alpha-acetyltransferase 38-B, NatC auxiliary subunit. The coding region runs from base 99 to 485 and encodes 128 amino acids. The transcript is spliced from 2 exons. Gene Ontology annotation, molecular function: RNA binding. Gene Ontology annotation, cellular component: NatC complex. Lineage: Eukaryota; Metazoa; Arthropoda; Insecta; Diptera; Drosophilidae. The record is from RefSeq and is a predicted model, not a curated record.